AUGAAGUGUAUUGUGGCGGGGAAGCCUGCUAUCUGGCAAGGAUUCUACAAUGAGUAUUGCUUUACCCAAGGAAGAUUUCAAAUUGUCGAUGAUGCAUCAAACAGCCCGAAUGCAUUCGUCCCCGUUGGAUUUGCAGACUUUUUCGUCCGAAACUUUCAAUGGAUGCCUUACUUGUUUAUUCUUCAACUGGUUCUCUUCGCAAUUCCAAAAUGUGCAUGGACAGCUUUUGCUUUAUCAUUCAAAAAUGUUAAUCAAACCGUCUCGGCGAUUUCACAGGCUCGUUGCAUAAAAUCAUUGAAAGGUGAAGAAAGAAUGAAAGAAGUUGAAGCAAUUUGCGAGUUUUUGCUGCGCAGUCUUGGAUCUCCACAAGAAAGACGACGCUGCUUACAAGGUCAACUAGCGGUACUUCUGGAAGUCUUUAUUCGCCCAUCCAAAGAAUCGAUGAGGAAAUUUCCAAAGAAAGCAAUUUGUUAUGUGCCUGACGAUUAUGGAUACGAGAAAGGAUCGCUGAACAUCACGACUCCAAAUCAAAUGCUUCAAGCAAACUGCUUUAUCUCCAUCAACAGCGUUUAUGAGCAACUCUACGUUUUCCUGUUCUUCUGGCUCAGUUUCCUCUUCAUCAUCACGUUUCUGAUGGCCAUUCAUUACACGUUGUUUCUACUGUUACCACGAUGGAGGAUUUAUUGUGCUUCAAAAUAUUUGCCUACUCCAAAGUCGUUGGCGAUGGGUUCAGCUGUUGGACAAGCAAGCCCGGCACAUAUCUCAUUGCCGUCAAAUCAUCUUUCGGAAUAUUUCAUAAACUCGGUUCUAAUGGCCGAUGGUUGCAUGGCACUGUGGUUUAUAAAGGAGAUGGCUGGCAAUCAAGUAUCAGCUGAAAUGGCGCAAUGCAUUUGGAACUUUUCAGUGAGUCGGACAGUAGAAUCACAGCCCAUUCUUCCAACUCGAGGCACCCUCAACUAUCUCGGCAAUCACAGUAGCAAUAAAGAAGUCGAUUUCGCAAUGCUUCUCUACGAUAGGAUUGCCAACACCGCCAAUUUUGCAAAGGGCCGCACCGAAAGCCUCUACAACUAUGGUAUUGAUUCUGCCAAUACGGUUAUCGGUUCUGGUCGUGAUGUUGUGGCUAAAUGGGUGCGCAUCGUGGUGGGCACAGGUGUCAUUUUUGGAUUGUUGGCUCUGGCAGUAAUCACCUCGAUCAUCUCUUUCCUUUGCGACUACGUCUUUACUCACUGGGUUGAUUUGGACGAUGUGACGGGACUUAUUAAGAUACCACUUUUCUUCUACAAGUUGUCAACGACCAUUGUCGCUAGAGUCAUGAAGAUUGAAUGGAACAUGGGAGCCACCAUUGAACAAACAAGCUCGUACGUCCGCACGGCCGUUGGCGACGCAGUCACAUCAGUGAAGCAACUUGAUUUUAAAAAGAUGAACUUGGAAGAAGUCACGAUGAGCGGCAUUGAUACGUCUAAUCAACAUCUAAAUGAUCAACUCACUGUAUUGAAGGACAAAGGCACCGUCGUACUCACUGGCUCAAACUUGAACGGUUUCGUCACCUACAUUGCGGAGAUCAAGGAUAGAUUUGACGAGACCGAGAAUCUUUUUGACGUCCAAGGAGAAGUAAUCGAUGGUUUCUACGAGGGACUUGAUCAAGUGAAAGCCCAGUGGAAGAGCUUCCGCGGCGAAUCAAAGCAAAAGCAGCGUGCAAUGGUUGUUUCUCCAAGAGGAAGAAGCCGAUCGCUCAGCCGUAGCCCGGUUCGACGCAAGCAUCGUGGCCGCUCUCUUUCUCGUUCUGUAAGCCGUGGAUCUCGUUCGCCAUCGAUGAGUCGGGAUAGGAAACGCUCGUAUCGACGCUCUUAUAGCAGGUCACCUCCUCGCGUUGACAGAAAAUCCCGUCGUCAUACUUAUGGAAAUCGCUAUAAUCCAGAGCCAAAUAGAUGCCUUGGUGUGUUCAAUCUUCCCAAAUCAACGACAGAAAGGGAGCUUGACAAGCUGUUUGGAAAAUAUGGAGACAUUGAACAGAUCCGCCUUGUUCGUGAUCACUACACCCGUGAGUCAAGGGGCUAUGCUUUUAUCUACUUUGAUACGACGAAGGAUGCAACUCGUGCUCGAGACCGGAUGAUGGGAGCUAACAUUGGCGGUAGGGAAAUCCGUGUGGACUUUUCAAUUGCUGGAAGUAACCGCCGACUCUCGCCUAGACGUAACAAUGAGGAUUAUCGUCGCUCUCGUUCAAGAGCUCGAUCUCGUUCAAGGGCUCUCUCAAGCCGCUCAAGGUCGCCACGUCGUUCGCGACGCGACGGGGGCUCUCGAAGCAGAUCACCAGCUCCAAAACAGCCUCGUCAUUCGGCUUCAAAGUCUCCUUCGCGUGAGAAGAGCGUCUCACAAGAACCAUCAGUUCACAGCAACAAGUCACCCGAGCCUUCGCCUUCA
Molecule: messenger RNA, 2421 nt
Organism: Mesorhabditis belari
Lineage: Eukaryota; Metazoa; Nematoda; Chromadorea; Rhabditida; Rhabditidae
Source: the annotation of a GenBank genome assembly